Molecule: messenger RNA, 783 nt
Organism: Chondrus crispus (carragheen)
Lineage: Eukaryota; Rhodophyta; Florideophyceae; Gigartinales; Gigartinaceae
Exons: 3
Coding region: 1-783 (260 amino acids)
Cellular component (GO): endoplasmic reticulum
Source: RefSeq, a predicted model, not a curated record
AUGGAAGGUACGAGUUAUUGUCGCAUAGACCAGGAUCACGGGCUCAUGUGCCGCCAUCCGUGCCCAUCCGUGCCUCCUUUUCCCCGACCCCACGAUUGCAACAUGGUGAACCCCAACCGAUCCGCUCCUUACCUGGGAUUCCUCCCCCUAAGCGCACUCCUCACCCUCCUGUUCUCCGUCCUUAUCUAUCUGACGUUCUACUACGAGCCGAAUUAUGUGUUCUCGCCUGAGGCCAUGUCCGCGAUCGGGAAACGCGCCAUCCGCGACGGCGAGAGCUCCACGGGUCUUAACGCGACCGUAGCGUCCGUGGUGCGGCAACUCUCGGAGCGGUACCCCGGGCGGAUCCUCCCCAACCCGCAAUGGAUGUUCAACAACGCCGGCGGCGCCAUGGGCGCGAUGCUGGUGCUGCACUGCUCGGUGAUCGAGUACGUGAUCGUGUUCGGCACGGCCGUCGGCACCGAGGGCCACACCGGGCGCUUCUUCGCAGAUGACUACUUCACCAUGCUGCACGGCGAGCAGUGGGCGUUCGUGCCCGGCGCGCUGCAGCGCGAGGUGUACCGCCCCGGCGACCAGCACUUCCUCCCUAGGGGCACCGCCAAGCAGUAUCGCAUGCCCGCCGAGGCGUGGGCUCUCGAGUACGCUCGCGGGAAUAUCGCGUCGAUGAUGCCGUUCGGGCUGGCGGAUAGCCUGGUGAGUACGUUCGAUUGGGUCACCGUGUGGCACACAGUGCGCGUGUCCGCGGCUGGCAUGGCCACCGAGCUGGCGCGCGGAUGGUUGUGGUGA